CAGUCCACUGCCAUGGAUCCGCCUGUGUCCCCAUCCACUCUCAUCACUGCUGGAAACAGCCCUUGCAGACCGGAAAGAGUUACUGAUGAUCUGGCGCUUUUCAAGAUCCCACUGGAUGAAUGCGGAGUCCACAGAUAUGAGGUGGGUAAAAUCGUCAUCUACAUGGUAGAGAUCCUGAACAGAGUGCAACCACUCAGUCUAAAUUAUGGCACAAUCACCAGAGAUUCGCCUGUAAGGCUCAUAGUUGAGUGUCGGUAUUUACCUGGAUCAGUGGUGAGUGUGGGUUACCUGGUAAAAAGCCCCUCUCUUGGACCCUCCAUCAAAGCCCAGGGAGUGUUUGGAGUUCAGCUCAGAAUUGCGAAAGAUGAGCACUAUAACAACUUUUACCCACAAUACCACCAGCCUCUGCAAAUGCUGUUGGGGAAACCCCUUUACCUGGAAGUGCGUCUGCUAAACCCUCCGGAUCCCACUGCUAUGCUGUUGGUGCAUUAUUGUGUUGCAUAUCCACGCUCAGCAAAAUCUGCCUGGAUCCUCAUUUAUGAUGGGUGCCCAAAUCUUCUUGAUCAGACCCCAACCUAUGAUCCUUCAGCUGCACUUGAAGAGGCUCUGACCAAUCACGUCAAACGAUUCACAGUGACCACGUUCCAGUUCCUGUCUGAGGAUACCAAUAUGGAAGGAGAUGAGGAGAUUUAUUUUAUGUGUUCGACGGAAGUUUGCCUGCCCUCAGAAGGUCCAUGUGUGGAGGGCUGCUUUGCAGAUCCCUCUGACACGAAGUCCUGAAAGAAGGCAGGAGCUGGAAAACACCCAAUUAAAUAUUACCUUUUGUUCUGUUUGACCCUUGUACACAUUCACAUUAAAAUUGACAC
Molecule: messenger RNA, 866 nt
Organism: Danio aesculapii
Lineage: Eukaryota; Metazoa; Chordata; Actinopteri; Cypriniformes; Danionidae
Product: zona pellucida sperm-binding protein 1
Exons: 7
Coding region: 13-780 (255 amino acids)
Biological process (GO): prevention of polyspermy; binding of sperm to zona pellucida
Cellular component (GO): egg coat
Molecular function (GO): structural constituent of egg coat; acrosin binding
Source: RefSeq, a predicted model, not a curated record